This is a messenger RNA of Cooperia oncophora, 690 nucleotides long. Lineage: Eukaryota; Metazoa; Nematoda; Chromadorea; Rhabditida; Trichostrongylidae. The record is from the annotation of a GenBank genome assembly.
AUGCGUGAACGAGUUGAUGAGGAUUUAGAGGCAUGUGAAGCUGAACUAGAACGAGUGAAGGCUCGCCGUGAUGAACUAGCAGCAGAAAAACACGAAUGCUUCACAAAACUCAUAGCUUGCCUUCAACGAGAGUCGAUGCAGAAGAAAGCGGAAGAUGAGCGCAAACGGAGGGAGUUACUCACGCUUCAAAUACAACAACCGUUUUUGGCCGCAACAAUUCAAGCUCAAGCGCAGGCCCAAGCGCAAGCACAAGCAAACAGCCUGAUCUCAAACCAGCACCUGCUUACGCAACAAAAUCUUCUAUCGCAGCAUUUCUCUGCGCAGAAUCUCUUGAACCAGCAGGCAUUGCUUCAACACCAACAGCUACUGGCAGCGCAAAAGUUCCAAGAGCUUGCUCAAGCUCACGCACUCUUGUUCAGCAGCAACAAAAUGCUGCCCAAGUUACUGCGCAGCAAGCAUUACCGGCGGGAAUAUCACCAGCUUACCUACAGCAAGCACUCGGGAUUGCUACCCGGAGCUGCUGCAUCAGUGCCUGGUUUCACUGCUGCUGCGCCGGUGACUAGGUGGGUUACGCUGUUCAUCGGUCUUUCUUGUACAUUCUUGCACAUUUUCUGCAGCCUCGUUGUUUCUUUCGGGCAUUAUUUGGUUCCCUUGUUUCCAGUUUUUUCACGAAGAGAGACUUCACUGUAG